UUGUUCGCGAGUUUGACAGAAGUUUGAAUUGGACUCGGGGGUUUUCUGCAGCCGGCGGGGCACAGCGGCGGCCGCGGCCUCAGCGAGCGUGAGCAGCAGCGCCCCCACGACCCACCCCGGCAGCCUGGAUCCCGGGCCAUCGACGGUCGCUUGCGUUCCGGCUUCGCCCGCCUCCCGCUCCCCGGGUCAGCAGCCCCCAGCCCCACCGCGACCCCCGCAGCCCCCGCACCGCGUCCCGGCCCCGCCGCGCCAACAUGUCCUCGACGGAGAGUUCGAGUCGCACCGAGGACAAGUCGCCGCGCCAGCAGGUGGACCGCCUGCUCGUGGGGCUGCGCUGGCAACGGCUGGAGGAGCCGCUAGGCUUCAUCAAAGUUCUCCAGUGGCUCUUUGCUAUUUUCGCCUUCGGGUGCUGCGGCUCCUACAGCGGGGAGACAGGAGCAACGGUUCGCUGCAACAACGAAGCCAAGGACGUGAGCGCCAUCAUUGUUUUGUUCGGCUAUCCCUUCAGGUUGAACCGGGUCCAGUAUGAGAUGCCGCUCUGCGACGACGAGUCCACCUCCAAGACCAUGCACCUCAUGGGGGACUUCUCUGCCCCUGCCGAGUUCUUCGUGACCCUGGGCAUCUUUUCCUUCUUCUACACCAUAGCCGCGCUGGUCCUCUACCUGCGCUUCCACAGCCUCUACACGGAGAACAGGCGCUUCCCGCUGGUGGACUUCUGUGUGACUGUCUCCUUCACCUUCUUCUGGUUGGUAGCUGCAGCUGCUUGGGGCAAGGGCCUGACUGACGUCAAGGGGGCCACACGGCCAUCCAGCCUGACCGCCGCCAUGUCCGUGUGCCACGGAGAGGAAGCUGUGUGCAGUGGUGGGGCCACGCCCUCCAUGGGACUGGCCAACAUCUCUGUGCUCUUUGGCUUUAUCAACUUCUUCCUGUGGGCCGGAAACUGUUGGUUUGUGUUCAAGGAGACCCCAUGGUAUGGGCAGGGCCAGGACCAGGGCCAGGGCACCAGCCAGGAGAGCGCAGCUGAGCAGGGAGCGGUGGAGAAGCAGUAAGCAGCCCCCACCCGGCUACUCCCGAACAGGACAGCACCUCUUCAACCACCUCCGGCCUCCGGGACCUCCCUCUUCUUCCCCCUCCACCUUCCCUCCCCCAGCAUCUGGGCUUUGAGCUUUGAGACGUUUUUGCCAGAUGGGCAGGCAUCAGCUGUCAGAAACCUGGGCAGCCCUCCUGUGGCCUCGUAUCCCUCCUCUUGCUGGAGUCCCUGGAUGGCAGGAGCUCAGUGCUUCUUGUCUCCUUUCCAGACCCCGGCAUCUUCCUUGGGGGUCUUACUUGUAUCCUCACAGCUUCUCAGAACCAGCCUCUGCCACAGGCAACACAUGGGGUCAGGAGACCCGAGACUGGUUCCUAGCUGCCACUUCCAUCCCUCUGUCCACUUCAGUGAAUGUGGGGGGAGGGGAAAUUGGCUGGCAGGCUUUUCCCUUGCAUGGAGGGCCCACUAGUGGUUUAGUGAUCCCUCUUCCAUGGCUGUCAUCAGGGCUCCGUGUCAGCCUGAACGCCGUAAGCUCCCCACUCUCUCCUCUGGCCUCUGAUUGCCCACGGAGCCCAUCCCGUGGGAACCCAGGAGGCAGACUAGCCUAGAAAAUAGCCCUUCAGAGGGUCCCAGUGAGGCCGAGACUCAGUGGGGAGCAGAUAAAUUGCAACUGAGUUGCAACUUCAAGAAACUGAAGCCAGAAAAUUGCUAGGGAAUCAGUUUUUUUCUGCUCCCUUAGUCCUCCUACCCCUCCAGGCUGGAGCCCUUUCCCCCAAAGCUCUAAACUCAUACUUGCCCUAGAAACUCCUUACUAUCCUCCCUGUCCCCCUUCUUGGGCUUGGUCUCACAUGUGGGACACAAGAGGAGGGGUCCCUAGGAGCAUCUCCAUGUCAGCCCUCCCCACCCCCAGCCUCUCUGUCCAUCCCCCUUCCCCAGCUCUUGGGGCUGAGGCAUUCAAGAUCCUUUUUGAAGUCGGUCCAGGCCUUCCUUUCAUUCCUGCGGGGCCAGAGAGGGGCUUUGGAAGGGUGAAAAAGGACCACCAUGGGUCUAAGUUGCCCCAGAGCCCCAGGAUAUGAAUGGAUGGAUGGGCCCAUUUCUUCCUCACUCUCUGCUCGUCUUCCCCCACCCCACCCUGCCCUGCCCCUUCAGGUCUGGCCCAUUUCAUCGUUUUCCUUCUUACUUUCACAAACAAACAUGCCCUCUCCCUGUGCCCUCCACCCCUCCCCUGCUUCCUCAUUUGUUCCAGGCUCUACCCCAUCCCCAGUCCAGGGCAGGCCGGUGCUAUUGGUGCUUCUUUACUUCGGGACCCAGUUCCAUAUUUGUCUUUGGUGUGUCUCUUCUUCCUGACGCCCCCUUCAGUGCCUCUCUGGACGCCAGGGCCUCAGAGUCAGUGCUGACCGGAUAAGGGCCAUGUGUCUGCCACCCAGCUCAGAGCACUGCAGUCUGCUCUAGCCGUAGGGCUGCCCAGGGAAGAACGAAGAAGGAGGAAUCCAGCCAUUUUCCAAUGCAGUGCCAAUUAGCCCACGCAUCAUCCCAAAGGUGAAAGUGCCCUGUGCCCGUCUCCUCUCAGGACCGAGUCUACCCCUCCCACAUCCUCACCCCACUAAGCACCCUCCACAGGAACCUGUGCAUUACUGGGGUACCCAGGCCGCAGGACCUUUGACUUCGAGCCCUUCGUUUCUUCUUUGGGUCACAUUUUCCCCACUCGACAGAGAAAUGUGAGAUUUACAUCUUCAAAUGCUCCACCAGAGUCCUUCAAAGAAACUUUACCAUACUUGUUUUUUCGACUUGGGGGAAGAGAUUUGAGGAGGGAACAUAGGAGAUGGGGAGGAGAGUGUUUCUAAGUCUGAACCUCUCUCUGUCCUGAGCUGUCCCCAAGGUUACUCAAGGACAAGAGGGGGGACAGUUUUGUCUACAGCUUCAGAGACACAAAGAACAAAGGGGUGAUCUUCAUUUUCCUCCAAGCUGGCCCCCGGGAGGGUCUGUAAACAACUUCUACUGGAACUUUGUUUGGCUUCUGUGUACAUAUUUAUAAUUUAUCUGAAAUAUGAUGGAUAAAGUGUUCUCAUUUGGGGCCAAAGUUACUAACUGGUCCUUCAGCUAGGGAAAGGGGUGAGUGGGUAUGCACGCCUGCCAAAGAGCCCUAGCCCAGAACUUUCCCUAAAGCAGAGAAGGCUCUUUCUCCUCUACAAGAGGCUGGCUUGCUCUCAGCCAGAAGAGCCUUGACUUCGGCUAUGGCCUCUCCCUCUGUGGCCGCCCUAAGAGGAAAGGCUGCUUCACCUCGCUACCUUCAGAGGGCUGGCCUGGUCCACAUGCUGAAGGCCGGGCUAUCCUCAAAAGGACUCACGUCCCCUCCCACCAGGGCUGGCAUCACCACUUCGCCAAGUGGGGCCUGAGGUAGGAGAAGGUGUCUGGUUUCUCCAGCUGCUGCGGGAGGCCAAAAGGCAGGGCACUUGCCCUUUGCCCCAGUAAACUGGCCCUGCCAGUGUGCCCACCUAGGACCUUUCCUGAACAUGAGUUCUCUCCACCAUCGUGGUCAUAGGUGUCCUUCUUCCGGGAUUGCAGGUCGGGGUGGGGUGGUGGGGGGGAGAAUGUUGCAUGUUGUUUUCUGGUGCUUGUUACUAUACAUUUGAAUAAACAGUGCUUCAAGCAUUUGCCACGAGGGAGCCAAGAA
Sus scrofa (pig) is the source of this 3701-nucleotide messenger RNA. NCBI's taxonomy places the organism in Eukaryota, Metazoa, Chordata, Mammalia, Artiodactyla, Suidae. The record is from RefSeq and is a predicted model, not a curated record.